Molecule: messenger RNA, 2943 nt
Organism: Alexandromys fortis (reed vole)
Lineage: Eukaryota; Metazoa; Chordata; Mammalia; Rodentia; Cricetidae
Gene: Lgi4
Product: leucine rich repeat LGI family member 4
Exons: 9
Coding region: 647-2260 (537 amino acids)
Biological process (GO): myelination in peripheral nervous system; neuron maturation
Molecular function (GO): protein binding
Source: RefSeq, a predicted model, not a curated record
CCUGGGGACAUCCUUCCCACUCUCCCCAACUGGGGUUGAGUAGGGACUCUGAUGAGGGGGUUGGUUGGGAGUGCCUAGGCUGGCUCAAGCUCUUGGCAGCCCCGCCCCCUCAAAGGCCAUUCAGUCCCUUCCCUGAGCCUUUUCUUCCUAUGGCCUCUGACCCCCUCCUUCCUACCCUUCUGCUGGGCGCAUCCCAGGCCACAGCAAGUGGGACAAGAGUGUGGGAGGACACACAGAAAGUAAUGGAAACUUGAAACAGGGCAGGGAGGUGAGAGUUACGGACAUCAGGCAGAAGGACCAGGACAGACAGACAGACACACACACACACACACACACACACACACACACACACACACACCAGAGUUCUAGAGGCCAAAUCAGAGACACAGAGAGACAAAGAUAGAAAUAGACAAGAGAUUGCAGGGGUGGAAAAUAGAGUAAUAGAAAGAUAGGGAGAGAAAGCUAGUGACAGAGAAUCCCACACUCCGAUACAGGGAGUCCCCAGGGAAGGGACCGAGAGAAAGCACAAGGCGAGGCAGUCACAGGCAGCAUGGUCAGCAGCAGGGUGGAGGAGCAUCCUACAAAGAUGUAGCGGUCCGGGUCUGGCGGACUAGGGUCGGUGGGAGCCUGGGCAGGGGCCGGGGGCAUGGGAGGGGCAGGCAUUCUGUUGUUGCUGUUGGCCGGAGCUGGGGCAGGAGUGGCCUGGAGUCCCCCCAAAGGAAAGUGUCCUCCACGCUGUUCCUGCUCCAAGGAAAGUACUCUGUGUGAGGGCUCCAGCGAGCUGCCCGAGAGCUUCUCCACCACGCUCCUGUCACUAUCCCUUGUCAGGAUGGGGGUCUCCCAGCUGAAGGCUGGCAGCUUCAUGAAGAUGCCAUCAUUGCACCUCCUGCUUUUCACAUCCAAUACCUUCUCCGUGAUUGAGGACGAUGCCUUCAUCGGCCUGUCCUACCUUCAGUACCUCUUCAUAGAGGACAACAAGAUUGGCUCCAUCUCCAAGAAUGCCCUGAGAGGACUCCGCUCGCUCACACACCUAAGCCUGGCCAACAACCACCUCGAGGCUCUCCCCAGAUUCCUGUUCCGAGGCCUGGAGACUCUGACUCAUGUGGACCUCCGUGGGAACCCAUUUCAGUGUGACUGCCGAGUACUUUGGCUGCUUCAGUGGGUGCCUACGGUGAAUGCCAGCGUGGGCCUGGGGGCCUGUGCAGGCCCCUCUGCCCUUGCCCAAAUGCAACUCAACCACCUUGACCCGAAGAAGUUCAAGUGCAGGGCUACAGAACUGUCCUGGCUCCAGACUGUUGGGGAGUCGGCACUGAGCGUGGAGUCCUUCUCCUAUCAGGGGGAACCUCACGUGAUCCUGGCACAGCCCUUUGCUGGCCGCUGCUUGAUCCUGGUCUGGGACUACAGCGUGCACCGCUUCCGGACAGAGGAAGAGGUGUCUGCGCCCUCCGUGGUGUCCUGCAAACCUCUGGUGCUGGGCCCACGCCUCUUCAUACUGGCUGCCCGUUUGUGGGGAGGCUCAUAUCUGUGGUCUCGGCCCAGCGCCGACCUGCAUCUGGCCCCAAUACAGGUCCUAGCCCCUCAACGCCUACUGCGACCCAAUGAUGCCGAACUCCUGUGGUUGGAUGGGCAGCCCUGCUUCGUGGUGGCUGAUGCCUCCAAAGCUGGUAGCACCACCCUGCUGUGCCGAGACGGGUCCGGCUUCUACCCACGCCAGAGCCUGCACGCCUGGCACCGCGACACCGACGCUGAGGUCCUGGAGCUGGAUGGCCGACCGCAUCUGCUGCUUGCUUCAGCCUCCCAGAGGCCAGUGCUCUUCCACUGGUUUGGUGGCCGCUUCGAAAGGCGCACAGACAUCCCAGAGGCCGAAGAUGUCUAUGCCACGAAACACUUUCAGGCCGGUGGAGAUGUGUUCCUCUGCCUGACACGAUACAUUGGGGACUCUAUGGUCAUGCGCUGGGAUGGCUCCAUGUUCCGCCUGGUACAGCAGCUUCCAUCUCGAGGUUCCCAUGUCUUCCAGCCAAUGCUAAUCGCCCGAGACCAGUUGGCCAUCCUGGGCAGCGACUUCGCCUUCAGCCAGGUCUUCCGCCUUGAGCCUGACAAAGGGAUCUUGGAGCCGCUACAGGAACUGGGUCCCCCGGCCUUGGUAGCCCCCCGAGCCUUUGCCCAAGUCACCGUGGCGGGAAGACGCUUUCUAUUCGCAGCGUGCUUCAAGGGCCCCACGCAGAUCUACCAGCACCAUGAGCUGGAUCUCAGUGCCUGAGGCUGGGCAGAACCCCGGAAGUGGUUGAGGGGCUGGCAAGGGCGUCCUGCGACAUCGGGGUACCCUCUGGGUAUAUGAUACAGACCACUCACUAUCCAAAUGCAUCAGCCUGGGUCAGGCUUAGCCCACACUCUGGAGGAUCUGCAGCUUAGGGGCAAAUGAAAAGAGGUCUCUCUGCUCCCAACAACGUUUGGAUCCCAUGCAGUCUGAGGCCACAUUUUGACUGAGGACAGAUGCUCCCACAGACAAUGACUUGGGUGCUCAGCCUGGGACACAGCAGGGAGCUGGGAUACAGAAAACCAAAAGGGCAAUCUGCUGAGCUCCAAGAGGUCUAAAUAUUCUGCCCUCAAUGAUCCCUUGGUCUUGCUCCAUAUAAAGUACCGAAAGAAAGCUUUCUUUUCCACUCAAACCCAAUCUGGCCAUUGGCUUUAGUGGAGGAGUAUGUAUGUCUGUGAAUUCAGUGACAUCACAGCUGCUGGGCAGUUUCUGGGCCUGGUACUUUGCUGCAUGUAGGCACGUCUGGUGCCAAAGACUGACUGCUGGCAUCUUGUUGUUUUUACGCGUGUGCAGAAACGGUGAAGCAGUAAUGAUGAGUCUGGGGGUAUUAGAGAAAGCCCUGGGCACCCUGUUCCCAGAAUGUGACAGGGGCAAGAGCAGAAAUAAAUGCCCUGUGCUCCCCACGA